Messenger RNA from Xiphias gladius (swordfish), 4188 nucleotides. RefSeq names its product very low density lipoprotein receptor (gene vldlr). Lineage: Eukaryota; Metazoa; Chordata; Actinopteri; Istiophoriformes; Xiphiidae. The coding region runs from base 255 to 2858 and encodes 867 amino acids. The transcript is spliced from 21 exons. The record is from RefSeq and is a predicted model, not a curated record. Gene Ontology annotation, molecular function: protein binding; calcium ion binding.
UCUGAAGCGCGUGCUGCUGAUCGGUCGGUGGCGUCAGCAGGAGCGGCCGUUCUCUGUCUGCUGUGGCUGUGUGCGUGCGUGCGUGCGCGUGCGUAUAUGAAUGUAGUGGUUUGCGCGUGAACCAGCAUAACCAAAGACCAAGCAGGCCAGCGCGAGCCAGCAAGAAAGGCAGGCAGGCAGGCAGGCAGGCAGGCAGGGCAGAGAGAGGCAACCCGCGAGCGCUCAGCUAGCAACCGUACGUUACACUGCGAGAGAUGGUCACGUCCACACCGGGGGUCCUUCUGCUGCCGAUGCUAAUAUGUCUCCAGCACUGCAUUAACGUCCAUGGUACUAAGACAGAAUGUGAGGCUAGCCAGUUUCAGUGUGGAAAUGGUCGCUGCAUCCCGUCCGUCUGGCAGUGUGACGGAGACGAGGACUGCACCGACGGCAGCGACGAGAACUCCUGUGUUAAAAAGACUUGUGCAGAGGUGGACUUUGUGUGUCACAACGGCCAGUGUGUCCCGAAGAGGUGGCACUGUGAUGGGGAGCCAGACUGUGAGGACGGAUCAGACGAGAGCUUAGAAAUCUGCCACAUGAGGACGUGUCGUGUGAACGAGUUUAGCUGCGGCGCGGGCUCCACCCAGUGUAUCCCCAUCUUCUGGAAAUGUGACGGAGAAAAGGACUGUGACAAUGGAGAGGACGAGGUCAACUGUGGUAACAUCACCUGUGCUCCAAAUGAGUUCACGUGUGCCAGCGGCCGCUGCAUCUCUCAGAACUUUGUGUGUAACAGUGAGGAUGACUGUGGUGAUGGCUCAGAUGAGGUGGAGUGUGCUCCGUCCUCUUGUGGUCCCAGUGAAUUCCAGUGCGGAAACUCUUCGUGCAUCCCGGCCAGCUGGGUGUGUGACGACGACGUUGACUGCCAGGACCAGUCAGAUGAGUCUCCAUCUCGUUGUGGCCGUCACCCGACGCCGCCAGCCAAAUGCUCGUCUAGUGAGAUGCAGUGCCGCUCAGGAGAGUGUAUUCACAAGAAAUGGAGAUGUGAUGGAGACCCCGACUGCAAGGAUGGCAGCGAUGAAGCCAACUGUCCUGAAACAUCUGUACGCACCUGUGGACCAGAUCAGUUCAAAUGUGAUGAUGGAAAUUGCAUCCUGGGCAGCAGACAGUGUAACGGCAUCAGAGACUGCGCCGACGGAUCAGAUGAAGUCAGCUGCAAAAACAUGACUCAGUGUAAUGGGCCAGAGAAGUUCAAAUGUCGCAGCGGGGAGUGUAUAGAGAUGAGCAAAGUGUGUAACAAGGCCCGGGACUGUCCCGACUGGAGUGAUGAACCCAUCAAGGAAUGCAAUCUAAACGAGUGUCUUCUGAAUAACGGCGGCUGCUCUCACAUCUGCAAAGACAUGGUGAUUGGCUUUGAAUGUGACUGCACACCUGGACUGCAGCUCAUUGACCACAAGACCUGUGGAGACAUCAAUGAGUGUUUGAACCCUGGCAUCUGCAGUCAGAUCUGCAUCAACCUGAAGGGAGGAUACAAGUGUGAAUGUCACAACGGCUACCAGAUGGAUCCGACCACCGGAGUCUGCAAGGCUGUCGGUAAGGAGCCCUGCCUGAUCUUUACUAACCGUCGUGACAUCCGUCGUCUGGGUCUGGAGAGAAAGGAGUACACUCAGAUUGUGGAGCAGCAGAGGAACACAGUGGCUCUGGAUGCAGACUUUGACCAGCAGAUGAUCUUCUGGGCUGACCUGGGCCAGAAGGCCAUAUAUAGCACUGUGCUGGACAAACGAAGAGAUGAUGGUGCCCACAACAAAGUUAUAGACAACGUCCAGACUCCAGUGGGAAUCGCUGUGGACUGGAUCUAUAAGAACCUGUACUGGUCUGAUCUCAGCACCAAAACCAUUUCUGUAGCCAAUUUCAACGGAACAAAACAGAAAGUUCUGUUCAACAGAGGCCUUAAAGAACCAGCUUCCAUCGCUGUGGAUCCACUGUCUGGGUUUCUGUACUGGUCUGACUGGGGUGAACCUGCCAAGAUUGAGAAAUCUGGUAUGAACGGAGUCGACAGACAGGUUCUGGUGGCAACAGACAUCCAGUGGCCUAAUGGCAUCACUCUGGACCUAAUCAAAGGCAGGUUGUAUUGGGUCGACUCUAAACUGCACAUGCUUUGUAGCGUCGACCUGAACGGAGACAACAGGAAGAAAGUACUGCAGUCCUCAGACUACCUGGCUCAUCCCUUCGCUCUCACUGUUUUUGAGGAUCGAGUCUUCUGGACAGAUGGCGAAAAUGAAGCUAUCUACGGUGCAAACAAGUUCACCGGCUCUGACGUGGUCACGCUGGCGAGCAACCUGAAUGACCCCCAGGACAUCAUAGUCUAUCACGAGCUAAUCCAGCUAUCGGGUACUAACUGGUGCACAGAAAAAGGUGAAAAUGGAGGCUGUAGCUACAUGUGUCUGCCUGCACCACAGAUCAACAAACACUCUCCCAAAUACACUUGUGUGUGUCCAGAGGGACAGGAGUUGGCUGCUGACGGCUUACGCUGCAGACCUGACCCUUCUACCAAAGGUCCCUCAAAGGAUGAUGGGAAAGCUCUAAUACAGCCACCCCCAGAAGCCAACGUGAGCACGUCGAUCCAGGUGAACUCCACCGCCAGAGGGUCUGCUGCUGCGUGGGCCAUACUGCCUGUUUUGCUGCUGGCGAUGGCGGUGGCAGGCGGCUACCUGAUGUGGAGAAACUGGCAACUGAAGAACCAGAAGAGCAUGAACUUUGACAACCCCGUGUACCUUAAGACCACAGAAGAAGACCUCAACAUUGAUAUCACCCGGCAUAGCGCUAAUGUGGGACACACCUACCCUGCGAUUUCGAUAGUGAGCACAGAUGAUGAUUUGUCCUGAUCGUCUUGGUUGUGGUUUUUUUAAACUUUUUUUUUUUUUAGUUUUUUGGGUUUUUUUUCUUUUUUUUUUUUUUUUUACGGCAGCCUGUAAUGUUGCAUGGCGCCUCCUUGUUUCCAUGCCAACGGUUGUCCGUAGCAGCAGCAGCCCUUACAGUACGACCACAUGCCUUCUGAAGUGCAUUAUGUCAUUACCUGUGGUGAGGAUGACCUGAGGAAAUGUUAUUUAUUAUGUGAAUACUACAAUGAAUUAUGUGUCCGCUUUCACUCAGUGUGUCCAAUGUGUUAUGUUUUGGUUUUUUUUUUAUCUUUAUUUUUUGGGCCAUAGACAACUUCCUGCCUAUUUGUACCCUAGACUCAUAAAGGAGUCUGACAGCAUCUUCUCACAGCAGAUGAGAGAAAUGCGGUGAAUUCCCACUAUAUGAUUCUCUUACUGGGCUUUCUGUGUUCAGCCUGAACUGGAAAACUGACAAGACAAGUACAGUCUACUCUCACCGAACAAAUCAGCUCUGCUGGACAGGAUUUGAAACUAGAUCUGAGCUCUCAGUAUCCGACACGACGUGUGUUUAAAUCUGGCGGGAGACUCAAGGGUCAUUUAGUAAUGAAGCAUUCUUGGGGAAAACUUGGCCCAAAAAUUAAUUUCUUGCCUCAUCUGAUUCAAUAGGCUCAGAUGUGUUAAUAUUUAUCUACAAUCAUUUUUUUGGGCAGUAAUAUCUAAAAAAUGUAAGUUUUGUUUAUUUGUUAAUUUUUAUGUUUCCUAUGGUACCUCCUGGAGCUCAUUCUUACAAGCAGUUUUCUCAGUAGUUGUUGUUAUUGUUAUUAUUUAUUAUUAUAAGUAUUAUUAUUAUUGAUAUUAUUGUUAUUAUUAUUAUUGUUAUUAUUAUUAUUAUUGUUAUUAUUAUUAUUAUUGUAGCUCUGUAGGGAUAACCAUGGUUACAGCAUUUGUAAACACUGUACAUAGUAACCCAUCGUCCCUCGGAGACAUGACCGUCAAUCAGGACUCUCUUCAAUGCACUUUGAUCAAAUGUUCCUUGUGUAAAUAAGAUUGUAUACAUUUGACUUGAAAUCAAUUUUUUGCUAUUGUUGGGCAUCAUACCAGGGUUAGAGAUCAGAUGUAUUUAACAAGAAAGAAUAAGCUGAAAAAAGAGAAAAAAACAACACAACUGAAUUUGGUAAAACUAUUUUGUAUGUUUGUGUGCUGUUGCUGUGAACUUUUUCUAGCCUUGUACAGUGAAGGGGAACACUAUUAAAACUUACGAACUCUGUAUCUGUGAAGAAACUGAUUUGCAAAUCACUUGAGAAUUAAAACUUAAUCGACAAGAUUGUUCAAAACA